AUGGAUCCACCAAUCAAUCAACAACAGUUCUUGCAGAAAGAUUGGUAUGCUCAUAUCAAAUGGCUAAGAGCUGAAGUACAAGAGUGGGAAGUCCGAGUUGCUCAGCUGCUGGCUGAGGCGAAUGAAUUGAUUGCUCGAGCGAACGCACUGAAGGCUCCACUUGAGGCUCUAGAAGAUGCAGCGGAAGCUCUGGCGGAGGCUUGGGCUGAUGAACCGGAAGCGGAUCCAGUAGCAUGGAUAGGUGGAUGA
Molecule: messenger RNA, 249 nt
Organism: Adineta steineri
Lineage: Eukaryota; Metazoa; Rotifera; Eurotatoria; Adinetida; Adinetidae
Source: the annotation of a GenBank genome assembly